Pogona vitticeps (central bearded dragon) is the source of this 2001-nucleotide messenger RNA. Lineage: Eukaryota; Metazoa; Chordata; Lepidosauria; Squamata; Agamidae. The record is from RefSeq and is a predicted model, not a curated record.
ACAAACUAAGUAGAAAAUCGCGAAGGCAAGCAGGAUAAGCGAAGACACCUGCAGCAGUGCUCAUAGGUUGUCUUUAAAUAGCCGCCUGGCUUCCUCUCCAAGCUGACGAUAGUCCAGAAAAUGCUGAUGCUGUUACAGGAGCUGACUACUUUUCUUCUUCUAGGCCUCAGACUAAUGGAACGGGGAAAAACUGGAAGUUUUUUUUACAGAAAUUAGGGCUACCAUCGGACCCCAAAAGACGAAGGGGCUGGCCUCCUGUUGCACUUUUAAGUGGAGUUGGAACUUUAUAAAUUGGCAGGUGGAGAUUUUUCGUGGCCAAGGCGAGCGUUGUCCACCGCUAAAGGCAGAAGAUAGUCAGCCUUCUUUGGCGCUUUAUGAUGUAAAUAGCCAUGCUUUGCUUUUCCCAGGGAGAACCAUUGGAGCACCUGGAUAAAUCCAAGAGAGAAAGAAAAGCCAAAACUCACGACGAGGAAAGAGAGGAACUGCUGAAGCAGAUGGAAGUGGAAGAGCAGCAGGUGAUCUGGGAGUGGAAAGAGCUGAAGGGGUUCUUGGAGGAGUGGGAGAGGCAUUGGCUGAACCAUUUGGAAGAGCUGAAGAGAGACAUUUUCCGGGGGAGCUACGGGCAAAGUGUCCCCAAAGCUGUCAACGAGGAUUCCCUGCGACACAACCUGCUCCAGGAGCCAGGAAGAGAGCAGCUGCCGAACCGAUCCUCGCAGGAUGUUGAAAUCUCCAGGAAAAGCAUGGGAGAUGGAGUGUUGAAGAUAGACUUUACGAUAGCAGAACUUAAGCAGAGGCUUGCCAGCUUCUCCUGGAAACGGGCCGUCCUGCAGGAGGCACUGCUGCAUCUCAAGGAGGAGCUUCAGCUGGAAAUGAAUGGCAACGCAGGCUAUAGUAUAACAUCCCCAUUUCAGUCUACACUGAGCCAUCUUUCCCAGGAAGACAGAAAGGAAAUGUCAGCUGAGAUGCUUCAGGAACUGACUCCACUCAAAAGAAACUCUGGGCUUUUAGAGGAGGAGUCUCUGACCACUCCUACUGCUGUCCCCAGGAAGAUCAAGGAGGAGGAAAGUGGCGUCUCCGCAGAGCACAUUAGAGUGCUGAAUGAAAUUAAAAAAGAGGAUCCUGAACAGACUGGUCCUGAGCCAAUGGAACUCCCUGCAACAAGACUCCCAAGGUCAGAAGGCAACACAUCCCAGAGUUAUCUGCAAAUAGCAGUAGAAGGGCAAGAGGGAAAUGCUCUGGCAAAGAACAAGGGGCCCAGGAGAAGUUAUGGGGAAGCUGCUGUCCGAAAGCGAAAAGAGAAGUGUUACCCGUGUCCUGAUUGUGGCAAGAUCUUCCGGCAGUUUGGGGUCUUGAUCACACACCACCGGCUCCACACGGGCGAGAAGCCCUAUAGCUGUGCGUACUGUGCUAAAGGCUUCAGUGAUUAUUCCAACCUGAUCGCACACCAGAGAACCCACACUGGGGAGAAACCCUACCGGUGUGCCGACUGUGGGAAAAGCUUCACCCGUAGCACGACCCUCACCAUUCACCGGAGAGGCCACACACGGGAGAAACCCUUCCUCUGCCCCCAGUGUGGGAAACGUUUCAGCCGGGCCUCGAACCUCACCAUCCACCAGAGAACUCACGCAGGAGAGAGAAAUCAACACAUUGUCAUUCUGAAUAAGUGAAGGAGAAUUUGAAUUUCAGUUCAAAUCUUAUGGAAUGCCCCAGGAAAUACAUUGGCUGAUGGCUGAAGGCCAGCCUCCAUUUGGGUGGCUCCCGAGCUCUUAUCAAAUUAAUGUUGUUUGGGGAAAAGCCUUCCCGCAAGGAGGCCUUCAUCAGAUGCAGAAUGUAGGAUACAAUCACAGAACACCGGCUUUGGGAAGGCACAGCGGGUAAUGCGGUGUCUUGCUGGUUCUACCAUAUGACGUAGGCAUCUGCCUAAAGGGGAGAAGCAUCAGAAAUGUGGAUUUAUUGCAGAAGAAGAGGAAUUUCUUAGAUUGAAAAGGCGACCAAAAAAAA